UCCUGCGUCACUUCCGGAGCAGCCCAAGAUGGCGGCUGGGCUGGGUGACAGGGACCCGCUGCUACGGCUGAGACGCCACCUGAGGGAGGAGGUAGAGCCCCAGGCUCUGCUGCUACAGCCUCCUCCCGGGGGAGCGGCUGAAGAAUCUACAAAUGUGGAGAAAAAAGAGAAGCCUCUUCCCAGACUUAAUAUUCACUCUGCAUUCUGGAUUUUGGCAUCAAUUGCUGUGACAUACUAUGUUGAAUUCUUUAAAACUAUUAAAGAGACCAUUCAAGCAGAUAGUUGGUGCAUUGUUCUCGGCAGCUGUUUGUUGGUUGCGAGCUUAGCUAUUGCUUUUUACUGCAUAAUAUAUCUAGAGUGGUAUUGUGGAAUUGAGGAUUAUGAUGCCCAGUAUCCAGUACUGAUACCUGUCACAACUGCCACUUUUAUUGCAGCAGCAGUUUGUUUCAACAUUGCCUUAUGGCCUGUAUGGUCAUUUCUCACUCCUCUGUUGCUGUUCACUCAGUUUAUGGGUGUUGUGAUGCUUGUGUCACUGCUGGGAUGAGUCACCUAAGGUAUCAAGAAAUCUGCCUUUGCAAGGAAGUAACUAACUUGGUUCGCUACACUGUGUGCGAAGUUUAAAUACUAUGGGUUCCUUGUGAACCUCUGCUGAAAAACAUGGCAAUAUUGUAUUUCAGAACUUCAAUAUCACAUGAAGAGUCUGAUUCACAUUUACAAAAGCAAAUCAAUUCAACAUUCAUGCCAGUUCCAUCUGUCACUAGCCAUGUUAUUGUUGGAAUGUGUAGGGGGAAAGGGGGUGCAUGUGCUGCAAUGCUCAGAAGCUACUAGACUGAGUUAAAGAACUGAUCA
Gopherus flavomarginatus (Mexican gopher tortoise) is the source of this 849-nucleotide messenger RNA. RefSeq names its product transmembrane protein 128 (gene TMEM128). The coding region runs from base 29 to 544 and encodes 171 amino acids. The record is from RefSeq and is a predicted model, not a curated record. NCBI's taxonomy places the organism in Eukaryota, Metazoa, Chordata, Testudines, Testudinidae. The transcript has 5 exons.